Molecule: messenger RNA, 1232 nt
Organism: Tigriopus californicus
Lineage: Eukaryota; Metazoa; Arthropoda; Copepoda; Harpacticoida; Harpacticidae
Product: elongation factor Tu-like
Exons: 2
Coding region: 1-1197 (398 amino acids)
Biological process (GO): mitochondrial translational elongation
Cellular component (GO): mitochondrion
Molecular function (GO): GTP binding; GTPase activity; translation elongation factor activity
Source: RefSeq, a predicted model, not a curated record
AUGUUACAAAGACACUUUUCCGGAAGAUUGAUCCCCCAAAUUAGAUGGUUUUCUCAAAGCCGGAUAUUGGAAGAAAAGAAACAAUUUGUGAGACCACCUGGGAAACCCAUGCUCAACCUCGCGACCAUAGGAUCUUCUCAGCACGGAAAGACUAGUCUGUCGAGUCUGUUAACCCGUGCUAGUCAUGAUUUGUUUCCUGAAAUAGAAGCUAAAGCCAUCGAGGACAUUGACAACACUUUACCAGAGCGAGAAAACUCGCAUUCCGUCAAUGCAACUCACCUCGAACUACAGACACACAAUCACCUGAUAAACUUAUCGGAUCUGCCCGGACAUCGGAACUAUAUCAAGAACUUUUUAGCACACCUGGCUGACAUUGAUGUAGCCCUGAUGGUAGUUAAUACGAACGAAGGCGUCCUUCCUGGCCUUCGACAUCAAUAUGAUUUCAUCAAACACUGCAGGGUCCAGAAAGUCUUGCCCAUUCUUAACUUUAGCGAUGAGGCAGAUUUGAUUGAAGCCAAAGAUCUAAUGACCCUGGAUUUGGAAGAGUUCAUGGAUGAGACUGAACUGAGCGACCUGAUAUCCAUGAAUCUCUCGAAACCAAACGAAGAUGCUCAAUUGCUCCUGAAAAAGCUCGAUUCGUUGAAGGCACCUAUCCGCUCGGAGGACAAGCCCUUGUUUUGGCCCCUUCAAAACGUUGGCAGCAUUCCGAAUCGUGGCACUUUCAUUGCUGGUCAUAUCAGAGAUGGCACUGUGUCGGUGGGCAAUACCAUUGAUGUGUUUUAUGAAGGUCAAACUACCAAAUCCGUGGUACGAGACUGUGAGAUAUUCCGGAGGAAAGCCUCUAAAUUGCAGAGUGGUGAUCGAGGUGGGGCUUUCGUGAAGCUAAAAAUAGAAAACCUUAACGUUCGAAGAGGUGCUGUGGCCUUUGAAAGCGCUAAAAGUGACUACCGGUUGACCCAGGAUAUAAUUGUCGAGCUAAUGGACGAAGUACCGCCACUAGGAAAGAAUUCAGAGACCUUGGUUCACUAUCUCACCAAUGUGUAUCCCAAAGUUACAGUUAGUGAUCUGACGGAAACGAAAGCCAAGCUACGCUUUUCUCAGCCUAUUCUUACCCAGCCCAAUGAACCAAUGUUUCUCCGUCAGGGCAGCAAUAUUCAAAGAGCGUUGGUCAAAAGUGUGACUAUUUAUCGAAAGUAAAAUAAUAAAUAGAACAGAUUAUCAGCAUACAGGAA